CUAUGAAGACACUCUUCAUGAUAUAGUUGUUGAACUUAGUGAGGAGUUAGACAUACCUUUGUCUGAAAUGGAUGAGGACUCUACUUAUGAAACUUCAGAGCCACCCUCAUCUGAAUCCAUGCUAGGGUCCAACAAUUCUAGGAUGUCUGUAUUAUCUGUCAAAUCCUCUUCGGGUUCUUCUAGUAGGGCUGAAAAUAGAAAAGUUGUUUGUCGGAAUGACAUUAUGAAUAACAUUAAAAGUCGACAGUUUCUUUUAACAAGAUCCUCACCUAGGAAAAAGAAGUAUAAGAACUUGUGUCCGGGUGCUGAAAACAUUCCAAUACGCUACUCCCCUCGGCUGUCAUCAAAAAGAAGGAAAGAAAGAAAUCUUAACUGCAGCAUGAAUGCCAUUAAUGUUCGCAGAAACUUAUUUCCAAAAGAUCAAAAGCUUUCAACUCCUAAGUACAGUCGCUCUCCCUAUAAAAGGAAAAGAAUGCGUACUCCCAAAUCUCACCACGUUCUUAAAACGAAGUUUGUUCCUGAAACACCAACCUCAAAGCAAAAUCUUUCUGCUCUACAAAGAAGAAAGUCUUUUAUGGAUACUGAUGAUUCAGAGACUUCACUUACAGAAAUAGCUGAAUCUCCGAAAAUCAAUAAGAGUGCAAAAAACACCGCUCAGUGUGAGCUUCUGAAGCAAUUGAAUGAGUUAGAAACUAACAAAUUUGUACAACCUGAGCCCCAACCUGUACCUAGCUGUAGUUUUCACUGUCAGUACACCCCAGAGAGUAAGCGUAGACUGUCCUUGAAAUUGUUUUCAAAAUACUUAACCAGCCCCACUGCUCGAACGGGAUUGAGAAAAUGCAGCAAAAGACUCUUUGAUCAAGUUUCACCUCAUGUCGAAAAAGAGACGUCCAAAAGACUGAAGGUAGACGCGGAACUAGAUGACAUGUCCUUACAAGAAUUUCCAGGCCAAGAAGAAACUCCUAAGAAAAGUUGAUGUUUUAUUUAGGUUAAAAAAUAAAUAAAUAAAAUACUGCCAAA
Messenger RNA from Parasteatoda tepidariorum (common house spider), 1020 nucleotides. RefSeq lists its product as uncharacterized. Gene Ontology annotation, molecular function: chromatin binding. The record is from RefSeq and is a predicted model, not a curated record. NCBI's taxonomy places the organism in Eukaryota, Metazoa, Arthropoda, Arachnida, Araneae, Theridiidae. Gene Ontology annotation, cellular component: nucleus. Gene Ontology annotation, biological process: mitotic G2 DNA damage checkpoint signaling; response to ionizing radiation; DNA replication.